AUGGACAAUGAAUAUCAUCAUCCUCUUUUAUAUAAACAUGCUUCAAUAACUUUAUUUGAAAGUUAUGUUGCUAUUGAAAAAUUUAUUAUUGACACGCGUUUAUCAUAUAUUGAUCAGUAUAAAUUAUUUGAUUUGUUAAAAAAAUUAUUACCAAAUGAAGAUAAUAAACUCACGAGCCAAGGAUUUCUUUCGUGGCUUGUUUGGCGUGUUGACCAACAUGAAGAACGACAACAGGAACAUCAUGAAGUAGUGCCCGAUAAAAGAUCGCAUCAUGAUAGAAUGAUAUCCGAGAAUGUAUCUGCUAAUAAACGAGUGAAAACAAAUCGAACAUCGCAAAUAGAAGAACAUAAUGAUGCUAGUUUAACUCAAUAUGCUGAACGUCACUUAGAGCAAAAUAGGAAUGAAUCAUCAGAUAUACAACAACAAAUAGAUCGUUUACAAUCUAUUGUUCUUCGUCUUGCUUCUAAUAUAGACACAAUUAAUCAACAAUCAGAUACUACACCUUCUCCGAUUGUGUACGCGAAACCCAAUAUAAAACAUGAGCAAAUGGAGGAUAAUGAACCAUCGGAACUUGAAGUCGAAGAGGAUCAUGAUGACGAAACAUCAGAUCAUAAUCAUUGCUUCAAUUUUCCUGCAAGCACAUCAACAAAUAUAUCAUUUCCUCCGAAUCCAAUGUCAACAAAAACUAUAAUGUACAAAGGACGAAACAUGAUGAAACAUCUUCGGCCACGAACAACUUUAACUAGUUUUGCACGCCAUAUUGCCAGUGAUCUUUUUUCCCGAGAAGAAAUUAUGGGAAAAUUGCACGUGGACCAUAAUAAUGAACGUGAUAUUUUUCUUCGACAUUGCAUUUGUACAGCAUGGAAUUUAACUGAACAAGAGCUUUAUUCAAUUUGGCCGAAAAUUCGAAAUGCGCUUUUACAACUUCGCCGGGAUGCUAUCGCUGGUAAAUGUAUUCGAAUGAAUAAGAAAAUGAAACAGCAAGAACAAGACUCAAAUCCGAAUCAUUGUAAUAGCGAAUAUGAAGAUGACGAAAGUCAAAAUAAGUCCGAUUUGUGUAAUUAA
This is a messenger RNA of Rotaria socialis, 1065 nucleotides long. The record is from the annotation of a GenBank genome assembly. NCBI's taxonomy places the organism in Eukaryota, Metazoa, Rotifera, Eurotatoria, Philodinida, Philodinidae.